Messenger RNA from Lolium rigidum, 536 nucleotides. RefSeq lists its product as uncharacterized. NCBI's taxonomy places the organism in Eukaryota, Viridiplantae, Streptophyta, Magnoliopsida, Poales, Poaceae. Gene Ontology annotation, cellular component: cytoplasm; nucleus. The coding region runs from base 36 to 536 and encodes 166 amino acids. Gene Ontology annotation, biological process: abscisic acid-activated signaling pathway. The record is from RefSeq and is a predicted model, not a curated record. The transcript has 2 exons. Gene Ontology annotation, molecular function: signaling receptor activity; protein phosphatase inhibitor activity; abscisic acid binding.
AAGUCUGCAAGAACUUGCCCGCACCGAUCCAUAAGAUGGCGGCCGGUUGUGUCAUCACCGAGGAGUGCGGCCUGGCGGUGUCUGCCGACCGGAUGUGGAAGGUGGCCUGCGCCGGAGACAACAAGGAGGCACUGCUCAAGGCCUGCGCGGGCUUCAUCGAGGCCGUGGACGUGGAGGGCGACGGCGGGCCCGGCAGCGUCACCACCCUGACGCUCAGCCCGGCGGCAGCGGCGAAGGCGGGCGCCUGCGUGAUAAGGACCUGCCAGGUGGCGCGCGACGACGCGGCGCGAGUGCUCAGGACGGACGUGCUGGAGGGCGGCAAGGUGAGUGCCCAGCUCAAGUCGCAGGUGGUCGAGGCGAGGUUGGAGGCGGACGGGGAGGGUGCCUGCGUGGCCAAGUCGAGCUUCCGCCUCACGUUUCUUCAGAAACUCCGCUUCCAGAGUCUCGUCGGCUGGAAGAACUACCUUGUCAUAGAAUUCGUCAUGAUGAAUCCUCCGGGCGAUGCGGGUAUCAUAGCCGCUAACUGCAUUCAGUAG